AUGGGCAAGUCAAGCAAGAAAUCCGCCACCAAGGUUGAUGCUGCUCCCGUUGUUGUUUCACCAGUCAAGUCUGGAAAGAAAGGCAAGAGGCAGCCUGAGGAAGAAAUCAAGAAAGUGAGUGCUAAGAAGCAGAAGGUAGAGGAGGUUGUUGCUAAGCAAAAGAAGGAAGCUGUGGUUCAGAAAGUUAAGGAGGAAAGCAGUUCAGAUGAGGAUUCAUCUGAAUCUGAGGAUGAGAAACCAGUUGUGAAAGCUGCCGCCCCUGUCAAGAAGGCACCUGUUAAGAACGGGAAUGCUAAGAAAGCCAAGCCCGAGUCUAGUUCUUCAGAUUCUGAGUCUGAUGACGAUGAUUCUUCUGAUGAGGAUGAUGCAAGUGCAAAGAAGACGGCACCAAAGAAAGCUGAGGUUGCUGUUAAACCUAAGCAGGCACCAAAGAAAGAGGAAAGUUCUGAUGAUUCAGAUGAAGAAUCUGAUGAUGAAUCAUCUGAAGAUGAGAAACCUGUUCCAAAACCUGUUCCUGCUAAAAAUGGUGGUGCAAAGAAAGCUGCCAGUUCUUCUGAAGAGGAGUCUGAUGAGGAUGAAGAUUCUUCCUCUGAUGAAGAAGCACCAAAAGCUAAGGCUGUCCCUGCUGCUGUGAAGUCUGCUGCUGCAAAGAAGCCAGCUAAAAGCUCUGAUUCUGAUAGCUCAGAGGAGUCUGAAGAUGAUGAGGAUACCAAGGCUACUGUAACUGCAGUGUCUAAGCCAGUUCCUCUUGCCAAAAAGACUGAGGAUGAUGAUGAAGAUAGCAGUGAAGAAGAUGAUAGCAGCUCUGAUGAAGAUCAUAAAACUUCCAAAACUGCUAAUGGGAACAAGAAGGCAGUGGCUGUUAAGAAAGAGGAUAAGAUGAAUGUUGACAAGGAUAGCAGUUCUGAGGAAAGUGACAGUGAAGCGGAGAGUGAGGAUGAACCAGCCGAAACACCUCAAAAAAAGACUAAAGAUGUGGAGAUGAUUGAUGCUGACAAAUCUUCAAAGAAAGCUCCUGCUACCCCAGCUACACCAAAUGAAAAUGGAGGUUCAAAGACCUUAUUUGUUGGGAACCUGUCAUUCAAAGUCGAUCGACCUGACAUUGAAAAUUUCUUUCAAGAAUGCGGAGAAGUUGUUGAUGUCCGUCUUGCUUCAGACGAGGAUGGGAGGUUCAAAGGCUUUGGACAUGUUGAGUUUGCGACUGCAGAGGCAGCCCAACGUGCACUUGAGUUGAAUGGGCAGGAAUUGUUGCAAAGAGGUGUCCGACUUGAUUUAGCUCGGGAAAGGGGAGCUUACACUCCAAAUAGUAACAGCAACUUCUCUGGCCCCAACAGUGGUAAAGGCCAGUCCCAAACUGUAUUUGUCAGGGGUUUUGAUAAAUCUCUUGGGGAGGAUGAGAUUAGAGCUAAGUUGGAGCAACAUUUUGCUUCUUGCGGGAAGCCUUCAAGGGUGUCAAUCCCAAAAGAUUAUGAUUCUGGUUAUGUGAAGGGGUUCGCAUACAUGGACUUCAAAGAUUCUGAAAGCUUUAACAAAGCUCUAGAACUCCAUGAAAGUGAACUUGAUGGUUACUCGUUGUCAGUGGAUGAAGCCAAAGCUAGAGAUGCUCCAAGCAGUGGAGGUCGUUUUGACAGGGGUGGCCAUGGAGGUCGUGGUAGAGGUCGUUUUGACAGGGGUGGUCAUGGAGGUCGAUUUAGUGGAAGGGAUGGCGGUAGAAGGGGUGGAAGGGAUGGCGGUAGAAGGGGUGGCCGUUUUGGAUUCAAUAAACCAAGUAUUGUUUCAGGAGGAAAAAAGACUACUUUUGCCGACGACGAGUAG
Vicia faba (fava bean) is the source of this 1815-nucleotide messenger RNA. Lineage: Eukaryota; Viridiplantae; Streptophyta; Magnoliopsida; Fabales; Fabaceae. The record is from the annotation of a GenBank genome assembly.